AUGAUGAACUACAUUCUCUACGCUUCUGCUUUCUUGGCAGCUUUUAAGGGCGUCCAAGCUGGUAUCAACUUGAACAGCGCUCAAAACAUCGCUGUGUACUGGGGCCAAAACUCCAUUAACUUGGUCGAAGCAAGUGGUGGUCAAGAAAGAUUAAGUUACUAUUGUGAGAAUGGACCUCAGGUUGAUACCUUGAUCCUUUCUUUCGUUACCAGGUUUAACGGCGAUGGUGGUUAUCCUGAGACCAACUUUGCCAAUGCUGGAGAUAACUGCACAACCUUUGCUGGAACUCAGCUACUUGACUGCCCGCAAAUUGCAAAUGAUAUUGUCACUUGCCAGGGGCUUGGAAAGACUAUCCUGCUCUCUACCGGAGGUGGCACCUACAACGAGGGCGGAUUUUCCACUGAAGCUGAAGCGAUUGCUGCAGCAAACUUGAUGUGGGAAGUUUUCGGCCCCGUAUCUUCCAACAGCUCUGUCCUUCGUCCAUUUGGCACUGCUGUUAUUGAUGGCUUCGACUUUGACUUUGAGAACCUGGGCAUGAGCAAUAUGCCCGCCUAUGCCAACCAGCUCCGCAGCCUAUAUUCGCAAGAUAAGUCAAAGACUUAUUACAUGACGGCUGCUCCUCAGUGCGUCUACCCCGACUAUGCUGAUGGCCCGAUGCUGGCUGGUACCGUUUACUUUGAUGCUAUUUUCAUUCAAUAUUACAACAAUGGCUGCGGUGUCAAUAGCUACGUUCCAGGUGCGACAACACAGUGGAACUUCAACUUUAAUGUCUGGGACAACUGGGCCAAGACCGUUUCCUUGAACCCUAACGUCCGAUGCUACAUUGGUGUCCCUGGUAACACUGGCGCUGGUAGCGGUUAUGAACCACCUGCUACUAUCGGUGAAGUCAUUGACUUUGUUGUUUCUUCUGGCUGGACCUCCUUCGGUGGUAUCAUGGUCUGGGAUGCCAGCCAGGUCUGGGCUAACUCUGGAUUCUUGUCUGGAGUCUACUCUUACCUGCCUUCUGGAACAACAACUCCCACCACGACCACUACCAGCACUACCUCCAAGGCGACCUCCACAACAAAAUCGUCCACUUCAACUACAACCACUCUCAUCACAACCACCACUUCCAAAACAUCGACCACUACGACCAAAUCUUCCACCACUACUUCAACUGCUCCAAGCACCACCUGCCCCGUCUCGGGAGGCUCUUGCUCCACCAACGGAGCGUAUGCUUGCACUGGUAGCAGCUUCGGUAUCUGCGACAACGGUGCCUGGGUUAUCGAGUCCUGUGCCUCUGGGCAAGUUUGCGUCCAGGCAGGUAGCGGAGUUUACUGCGGUGCUACUGGCUCUGCUGACCCAGUCUGCUAA
Messenger RNA from Talaromyces amestolkiae, 1353 nucleotides. RefSeq lists its product as uncharacterized. The transcript is spliced from 5 exons. The record is from RefSeq and is a predicted model, not a curated record. The coding region runs from base 1 to 1353 and encodes 450 amino acids. Gene Ontology annotation, cellular component: extracellular region. NCBI's taxonomy places the organism in Eukaryota, Fungi, Ascomycota, Eurotiomycetes, Eurotiales, Trichocomaceae. Gene Ontology annotation, molecular function: chitin binding; chitinase activity. Gene Ontology annotation, biological process: carbohydrate metabolic process; chitin catabolic process.